AGACAGUGGAGGACGGUGGACCCAAAGUCACAAACACAUCUCCUUCUUCCCACUCGGCUGUUCUGCUGUCCGCAUUCUUCUUUCCCCAAAUCAAAAGCAAGCCCUAGCCGCUGCUACCACUGUCUUCAAGGCUCAAGCCACUUCUGCCACCACCACUGCCGGCCUUCAAUUGAAGAGCCCUUUCUCUCCGACUCGCAGUUUGUUGGCCACUUCUGCCACCACCACUGCCGCCAUUUCUCUCCGACUCCCAGUUAGAAGCUACGGUAGGCAAAGCGAACAAUCUCCGACUCCCACCACUGCCGCUCUCUCCAACGCCCAUUUCAUCAGCUCUAUUGGUGGAGGGCCUCGCGAACAGGCAAAGCGAACAGGUUGUUGGGUUUAUCGCAUUUGGGGAGAAUCGUCCCUUCAAUCAAAAUCAUGGAGGGGUGGGAUCAGACGACGAAAUCAACGCUAACCCAGAUCCCAUUACUGACCACAAAAGCGGGUCCACGUGACGGGGCGGCGUGGACGCAGCGGCUGAAGGAGGAGUACAAGGCGCUGAUAGCUUAUACCUCGAUGAAUAAGUCCAAUGAUAACGAUUGGUUUCGGAUCUCCGCUGCUAACCCGGAAGGGACCCGGUGGACCGGCAAGUGUUGGUACGUUCACAACCUCCUCAAGUAUGAAUUCGACCUCCAGUUCGAUAUCCCGGUAACUUAUCCAGCUACAGCUCCCGAACUUGAGCUGCCUCAAUUGGAUGGCAAAACUCACAAGAUGUAUAGAGGUGGGAAGAUUUGCUUGACAGUGCAUUUCAAACCGCUAUGGGCAAAGAAUUGUCCUAGGUUCGGAAUAGCUCAUGCACUGUGUUUGGGCCUUGCACCAUGGCUUGCAGCAGAGAUUCCUAUACUUGUGGAUUCCGGCAUGAUUAAACACAAAGAUGAUGCUGCCUCUUCCAGUGAGGUUUAAUUACUUAAAAUUGUAUCCUAGAUGAGAUAGACUCGCUAUACAAGUUUUGGAGCUCUCAGCUUGGCCUAAUUAAAUAAAUGCCAUGCUGUAUUGAGAUUGUUGAUGAGGAGUCUUUGGAGAUGUACAAGUCAAUCAUAUAUGCUAACAGACUGGUUUGAGAGGCUUCAUCUGUGUUUUUUUUUAAAAUAUAUUUUUGGUAACAU
Coffea eugenioides is the source of this 1145-nucleotide messenger RNA. RefSeq names its product ubiquitin-fold modifier-conjugating enzyme 1. Gene Ontology annotation, cellular component: cytoplasm. Gene Ontology annotation, molecular function: UFM1 conjugating enzyme activity. The record is from RefSeq and is a predicted model, not a curated record. Bases 418 to 942 code for a protein of 174 amino acids. Gene Ontology annotation, biological process: protein K69-linked ufmylation. NCBI's taxonomy places the organism in Eukaryota, Viridiplantae, Streptophyta, Magnoliopsida, Gentianales, Rubiaceae. The transcript has 4 exons.